GACAACCCGAUAUCAAAGAGCCAAGAGGCACCUCAGAUCAUCAGCAUUCCUUUAACGAGGCGAGGAACUCCCGAUGGUAAACUCAACAGCUGAGUAACAGGAUGACGCCGCAACGACAGGCCGAGAACCGAGGCUGAGAGGUCAAAGCACUGGGCCAACACCCGCCUGGCACGAGGUAUAAAUGGCCUUGGAGGGAAGGGGGUUCUCAGACUCAGACUCUUGGUCUUUCCAGCUGCUCUGAAACUCCUGUGUAGCCUCCGCCCACACCAUGGUUCCCUUCUGCGUCAGCUCAUGCCAGCCUCUGGACAGCGCCAAGACUCCUGGAGAAAGAAAUGUGUGUGUCCCCCUUACUGACAUGGAGGGCCAGCUUGGGGUGGAGGACCAGCAUGCCUCCCUGGGCCUCUUGGCCAACCUGGCACAUGCCAACCGUGUCCGUGUGGGGUCGACCUCUCUGGGCCGGCCCAACCUCUGUCUGCCCCAAAGCUGCCACACCGCUUGCCCCUUGCCAGGGACCUGCCACAUUCCUGGCAACAUCGGAAUCUGUGGGGCCCACGGUGAAGGUGUCCUGAACGGCCAUGAGAAGGAGACCAUGCAGUUCCUGAACGACCGGCUGGCCAACUACCUGCAGAAGGUGCGGCAGCUGGAGCAGGAGAACGCGGAGCUGGAGACCAAGAUCCGGGAGUGGAGCAAGUGCCACGAGACCACCGUGUGCCCCAACUACCAGUGCUACUUCCGGACCAUCGAGGAGCUCCAGCAGAAGAUCCUGUGCAGCAAGGCCGAGAAUGCCAGGCUGGUGACCCAAAUUGACAACGCCAAGCUGGCUGCGGACGACUUUAAAAUCAAGCACGAGAGUGAGCACUCCCUGCGCCUGCUGGUGGAGGCGGACAUGUGUGGGAUGCACAAGCUCCUGGACGACCUGAGCCUGGCCAAGGCCGACCUGGAGGCCCAGCAGGAGUCGCUGAAGCAGGAGCAGCUCUGCCUCAGGAGCAGCCACGAGCAGGAAGUGAACACCCUGAGGUGCCAGCUGGGAGACAAGCUCCGCAUUGAGCUGGACACCGAGCCCUCCGUGGACCUGAGCAGGGUGCUGGAGGAGAUGCGGUGCCGGUACGAGGCCAUGGUGGAGACCAACCGCCAGGAUGUGGAGCAGUGGUUCCAAGCCCAGUCGGAGGGCAUCAGCCUGCAGGCCAUGUCCUGCUCUGAGGAGCUGCAGUGCUGCCAGUCGGAGAUCCUGGACCUGAGAUGCACGGUGAACGCCCUGCAGGUGGAGCGCCAGGCCCAGCACAACCUGAAGGACUGUCUGCAGAACUCCCUGUGCGAGGCCGAGGCCCGCUACGGCACCGAGCUGGCCCAGAUGCAGAGCCUGAUCAGCACCGUGGAGGAGCAGCUGGCCGAGAUCCGGGCUGACCUGGAGCGGCAGAACCAGGAGUACCAGGUGCUGCUGGACACGAAGGCCCAGCUGGAGUGCGAGAUCGCCACGUACCAGGGCCUGCUGGAGAGCGAGGACUGCAAACUCCCCUGCAAUCCCUGCUCUACACCGGCCUCCUGCACCCUUCGUCCCAGCUGUCCCCCACCAGCCUGUGGGCCUUCCUCAGCCUGCAGAGCCUGCACUGGGAGCUGAUUCUGAGGGUCUGAGUUCCAGUGCAGGAGGUUGGAGCUGUUCGCACUGGGGCUGGGACUGCCCUCACCUUGCUCAGUCUUCUAGAGGCACUAGACCUGCUGAAGGCUUUUUCACUGAAUCCAAGGGCAGCAGAUACUUCUGAGUAGUGGCUUCCUGUUUGUGCCUUAGGCCGUUUUCUUUUUUUCCCCCAAUGUGGUAUUUUCUUGCACUUAAACUAUUGUUCUUCUUGUCCCAGUCUCUCUUCUGGAAUUUUGGUUCUACUCCAGUGCUUCAUAAUCUCUUAAAAUGUAAUUGGGCUCCUGCAUUAAAUGGUGAAUAAACCUCCUUCCCGUAUCAAGUGCUCUCUUUCCUGUGUUUGGCUGCAUGUGGUUGUGAUAAAGCGCCCGGCCCCUCAAACCCUUGGGUGGUCACUGGCCCUGAUGUGUCGCUGUCAGGGUCCCUCUGGGGCACUGGGGCCUGAGCCUCAGGAUGACCGACGGCCCUCUGCUGACAUUGGAAGUGUCUUUACCUUGCCCAGCGAUCCCCAUAGGCUGGUGAAAGGAAGCUGUGUUGGUGGCCAAGUUAGAAUUCCUUCAGAACAGCUCAGACCUAACACGUCCCUCCUGUGUUUUUGGCACCUUCAGACCCUUGGGAUUUUAUUCAAGAGAAAAAUCACAGACUAGAGUUCCAGCUCAGUCAAAGGGAGGUCCUGCUGAGAACUGCCUUGGCCAAGGUGCCAAGUUUUUUCUCUCAUUUAAACUGGCCCCUUCGGGGAGGCACAGAGU
Molecule: messenger RNA, 2382 nt
Organism: Phyllostomus discolor (pale spear-nosed bat)
Lineage: Eukaryota; Metazoa; Chordata; Mammalia; Chiroptera; Phyllostomidae
Product: keratin, type I cuticular Ha7-like
Exons: 7
Coding region: 269-1618 (449 amino acids)
Molecular function (GO): structural molecule activity
Source: RefSeq, a predicted model, not a curated record